AUGUCUAGUGCAGGUGGUAAAGCUCUUACAAUCUGCUUAGUGGCUGGAUUGAGUUGGUACACCGGCGUGAAGUUUUGGCAACCUUUGAUAAUGUAAGUAAAAUUUAUUAUCAGCCUGUUUAGAAGUGCUUUUACUAACAGAUACAUAGCGACCGUUUACAACAAGACGGCAAUUUGAGAGACGACGUUUACAUUCGUGAUACAUCGGACCAGCCUAAAUCAUGGAGCGAUUUGAAAGAAAAGGUUAAAACAACGUUACAUCCUAACGACCCAUCAAUCGGAAAAGAGGAAUUAAUUAAGGAUUUCAAUAAAGAGAAGCAAGAAACUAUAGAUAGCAGUAAAUAG
Messenger RNA from Debaryomyces tyrocola, 344 nucleotides. The record is from the annotation of a GenBank genome assembly. NCBI's taxonomy places the organism in Eukaryota, Fungi, Ascomycota, Pichiomycetes, Serinales, Debaryomycetaceae.